Messenger RNA from Malania oleifera, 1932 nucleotides. RefSeq names its product MLO-like protein 12. Lineage: Eukaryota; Viridiplantae; Streptophyta; Magnoliopsida; Santalales; Ximeniaceae. The coding region runs from base 256 to 1767 and encodes 503 amino acids. The transcript is spliced from 14 exons. The record is from RefSeq and is a predicted model, not a curated record. Gene Ontology annotation, cellular component: membrane. Gene Ontology annotation, biological process: defense response.
AAUGCUUCCGUCGCCUGAGGAAGGGUCAGAGAAAGAGGGGGGCGCAUUGACGGUGAAAGAGGAGUGUGUGUUCUUGACUAAUUUGCUUUGCUAUAAUGAACAAUACAAACCAGUGGCCUGUCCGCGCUAGCUAGCUGCUGUAUUAAAAUUUUCAAUUACCCCCCUGCCCAUGUUUCUUGACCACCUUCAAUCUCCCCUGCCCAGCACCAGAGCCCAAGGUUCCCAUUUCACAGAGAGAGAGAGAGAGAGCUGUAAAUGGCGAGUAGUAGUAGUGAAGGUGGAGAAACAGGUUCAUUGGUAGAAACACCAACAUGGGCAGUGGCAACUGUGUGCUUCGUCUUGAUUUCUAUCUCCAUUCUUAUGGAGUAUCUCCUCCAUCUCCUUGCCAAGUACUUCCACGAGAAGAAGAGGAAGGCCCUCCUUGAGGCUCUGGACAAGGUUAAAUCAGAGUUGAUGCUCAUGGGAUUUAUCUCGCUGCUGCUGACUGUGAGCGAAAAGCCCAUCGCAAAUAUCUGCAUCCCAAAGAGCGUGGGAGAGACUUUUCUUCCCUGCAGCACCAUGGGCUCCACUGACUUUGAGGAAGAAUCUAAAUGCGAACAGCAGGGGAAGGUGUCAUUGUUGUCGAGGGAAGGUGUGACGCAACUCCAGUACUUAAUCUUUGUGCUGGCCUUCUUCCACGUUCUGUCCUGCGUUCUCACGUUUAGUCUUGGGAUGGCCAAGAUGAAGAGGUGGCAGACUUGGGAGGCAGAAACGCGAACAUUAGAAUAUCAAUUUUCCAACGAUCCACGAAGGUUCAAGCUCAUCCAUGAAACAUCAUUUGGGAAGCGACAUCUAGGAUGUUGGAGUGACCACAGAUUACUUCGUUGGCCUGCAUGUUUUCUUCGACAAUUCUAUCAUUCUGUAUCCAAAGUGGACUAUUUCAUUCUUCGACACGGGUUCAUCAUGGCGCAUUUUGCAGAAGGAAGCAACUAUAACUUCCAAAAGUACAUAAAAAGAGCACUAGAGAGAGACUUUCAUGUGGUGGUGGGAAUAAGUUGGUGGGUUUGGAUCUUCUUCAUACUUUUCAUAUUUUUCAAUGCACAUGUAUUUUACAGCUACCUAUGGCUUCCCUUUAUUCCAUUAGUGAUGCUACUGGUGGUGGGAACAAAGCUGCAGGAUAUCAUAACCAAGAUGUGCAUGGACAGCCAUGACAAAGCUCUUGUGGUUAGGGGAACUUUGCUUGUGAGGCCUGGUGACCAUUUCUUCUGGUUUGGCCGCCCAGCGCUGCUUCUCCACCUUAUGCACUUCAUUUUGUUUCAGAACUCGUUUCAAAUGGCAUUCUUUGCGUGGACUUGGUACAAAUUUGGGUUUAGAUCAUGCUUCCACCAAGAAACUGAGGACAUUGUUAUAAGGAUUGUCUUGGGUCUGCUGGUUCAAAUUCUCUGUGGCUAUGUUACACUGCCUCUGCAUGCUUUGGUGACACAGAUGGGAACUUCAAUGAGGAAAGAUGUAUUCACCGAGGGAGUUGUAAUGGGUCUACAGAAAUGGCGAGCCAAUGCCAAGAAGAACUUAUUUCAUCACAGAAUCACCGAGUCUGCACGUCCAUCUCUGGAUGCUUCGGUCGAAACUUCACCUUCCUUCUCCGACAAUCUCGAUCACACGCCAUCACCGAAAGCUGAGUUUCUGUCCAUUGAAGUAGUUGAUGAUGAAAGGGGCAGAGAAGGAAAAUCCAAGGAGCUCCGAAAGCUCGGAUCUUUUGAGGGUUUUGACAUGUCCAAAAUGUCGUAAUUAGUUUUACAAGAAUAUGCAUGGUUGAAAGAGGAUUCGAGUAGGGGGGGAGGGGGGAAUACUGUCACCAUUGUUUGGUAGUCAAACUUUCAUGUUUUAGGAAAGUUUGUGUAGUUAUUUUAGUUAUUCAUUAAUUAAUUUAAUCCAAAUAAUAUUGACAAUUAA